Geodia barretti is the source of this 783-nucleotide messenger RNA. The record is from the annotation of a GenBank genome assembly. Lineage: Eukaryota; Metazoa; Porifera; Demospongiae; Tetractinellida; Geodiidae.
AUGAUCUGGUGCCGCUUUGAACGCGAAGGCAAAGUCAGCCACGGCCGCAUUGUAGACGACGAAGUCAUCGAGGUUGACGGCAGCCCCAUUAAUAACCCCGCCGACACCGGCGUAACCUACGCCCUGGGCGAGGUGCGCCUGCUGGCCCCCAUCGUCCCGCCCAUGCUCUACGCCGCCGGCCCCAACCACAAUGGCCACGUUGAGGGCAUGGCCGCCCGCCGGGGCGCUGCUCCCAACUACCCCAAAAUUCCCGAACCCAACUUCCGCUCCGUCCAUUCCCUCAUCGGCACCGAGGAGAACAUCGUCAUCCCCGCCGACAGCGCCGGCGCGGUGCAGCCCGAGGGCCAGUUGGCCGUGGUGAUAGGCAAGCACGCCCGCCAGGUAGCCAGCCGUGACGAGGCCCUGGACUGUGUCUUUGGCUACACUAUCGGCAACGACGUCAGCGAGCGGGUCUGGCAGGGAGCCGACCGCACCAUGUUCCGUGGAAAGAGCUGCGAUACCUUCAAGCCCCUGGGCCCCUGGAUCGUAACCGACCUGCCCUACGACAGCUUCCGCAUCAUCGUCCGCCACAACGGCGAGGUCUGGGAGGACUUCACUUCCGCCGACCAGAUCUGGGACGUGCCCACCUGGAUUAUCGAGAUGAGCAAGUACACCACCAUGCACCCGGGCGACGUGCUGAUGAUGGGCACCCAGGGAGCCGACGGCGAUAUGGUUCCCGGAGACACCAUCGAGGUGGAAAUCAGCGGGAUAGGUACCCUCCGCAACUACAUCGUCGCCGAAUGA